Molecule: messenger RNA, 2719 nt
Organism: Xyrauchen texanus (razorback sucker)
Lineage: Eukaryota; Metazoa; Chordata; Actinopteri; Cypriniformes; Catostomidae
Gene: dio3b
Product: iodothyronine deiodinase 3b
Exons: 1
Molecular function (GO): thyroxine 5'-deiodinase activity
Source: RefSeq, a predicted model, not a curated record
CAGGACUUUUCAUUCAGCUGUUACUGACUAAGUAACAUUGAAAAGUAUAAAAAAGGAACUGUCAUAUCAAACAAAGGAAAAAAGUGUGUGUUUAUAAACGUGUUAUUGCAAUUGUAAAGCAUGUAAAGAUGUCAAAUAUCGGAGAGUAAAUCACACAAAUAUCUAUAACAAAGUCCAAAUGAUGCGCAUAUUUUGCAUUAAUCAUUGCAUGAAAUAUUCCACUCCUCUGUGGUGUGUUCACAGGUGUGUUCAGAUGCACUUGAGAAUAAAUCAGAAACAUUUAAGAGCGUCCGAAUAAUCUCGUGCAUGUUUUGUUUCGCGCUUACAUAUUUGGCUUUGAGCGUCACGCGGGCUCCUCCGCGCGUUGAAUAACACGCAUGUUCAUGCCAUUUCGCCACCCAUUUCUCGUUGACACGAUGCAUUAAAAGCACCAAUGCAUUCUUAAGUGGAGUUGUCAAGCAAGCAUCCGCACGCUCUCUCUCCUCCAGAGUUGACAGGAGGUAAUCCCCUCCAUGUGAGGAGGCGGCGCGGGCGCGGAGGCGUGUUGUUCACCAUUCAGAUCCUUACUAGUCCUAUAAAAAGAGGCACUCGGAGCCGGAGCGCGAGAGACUGUACGCACGCGACCGCGCACUCACCAUCUAGACCGGUCCGGAUGGGGGGCGUGGAGAUGCUGCAAGGCUCCGCAGGUGUCCAAAUUGCGCGGGCGCUGAAAAACGCCGCCGUGUGCCUGAUGCUGCUCCCCCGGUUCCUGCUGGCCGCCGUGAUGCUGUGGCUCCUGGACUUCCUGUGCAUACGGAGGAAGGUGCUGAUGAAUAUGCGCGAGAGCGAGGGUGGCAGUGGCAGCCCCGACGACCCGCCGCUGUGCGUGUCCGACUCCAACAAGAUGUUCACGGUAGAGUCGCUGCGCGCCGUGUGGUACGGCCAGAAGCUGGACUUCUUCAAGUCGGCGCAUAUGGGCGGCGCGGCGCCCAACACCGAGGUGGUCCCGCUGGACGACGGCGGCGAGCGGGCGCUGCGAAUCCUGGACUACGCCCGCGGCCGAAGACCCCUCAUCCUGAACUUCGGCAGCUGCUCCUGACCGCCGUUCAUGACGCGCCUGUCGGCGUACCAGCGCGUCGUGCGGCAAUACGCGGACAUUGUUGACUCGCUGCUGGUGUACAUCGAGGAAGCGCAUCCGUCGGACGGCUGGGUGAGCUCCGACGCGCCCUACCAGAUCCCCCGGCACCACUGCCUAGAGGACCGGCUCCGCGCCGCGCAGCUCAUGCAUCGGGAGGUGCCCGGGAGCGCGGUGGUCGUGGACACCAUGGACAACUCGUCCAACUCGGCGUACGGCGCCUACUUCGAGCGCCUCUACAUCGUCAAGGACCAGAAGGUGGUGUAUCAGGGCGGCAGGGGUCCGGAGGGCUACCGGAUCUCGGAGCUCAGAGACUGGCUGGAGCGCUACCGGAACGAUCUUGAAGGUUCUAGUGCGGUCGUGGUUCACGUUUAAGACGUGGAUGUUGUUAUUUUGUUUCUCCAGAUCACUCUUGUGUCCUUAUGAUGGAGUCAUUGGCUGUGUAUCAAAACCCGGCGACUGUCUGCACACUUACACAUGAAGGUUUUUGCACAUGUUUGGAGCACAUUGAGAAACUGUAGUAUGUUUGGAGUCCAAAAGUAUGAGCCCACUUGUGAACAUGCGCAUUUGCAUAACUAAUAUGAUGGAAAGUUUCAACAUUUACAAAUGCGUAUGAAUUUGAGCUGGCAUGAGACAAAAUUGAUGAUCAUAUGUUAUCCAAAGUGAUGAGAAUGAUCCAAAGAGCAUCUUGUGUUUCCCUGGAAGCAACGAAAAUCCCAGAUUUCCAAUGUGCUCUCAGACUUUUGGACGCCACUGUUUGUGCUUCUUUAGAGAUUAAAAAAAAAAAGCCCUUGAUGUUUCAUGAUGGGCUCUUCAGAUCCAUGUUUUGUGCUCAUCGAGUCAAACUUUUCAAGCAGGGGUCCACAGAGAAGAUUAUAAACGUGUAGAAUAUUCCUACAUUUCUAUCUAUGUUCUAGAGCGCUGCUGGUUUCAUGUUUAUGAUGUGGAUGUGUGUUCUUAUAAUGAAGUCAUUGGACGUGUUUCAAAACCUAGUGACUGUCUACACGCUAACAAGUACAGGUUCUGCAAAGAACUCUCUUCUAAUCAAGAACCAAUUUGGUUGUGUGUCAUUCUAGGGUCGGUUACACCGUCUAAAAAUGCCAUAACCACUUGAAAAUGUACCACAUGGGGUCUGUUCCAAAACCUAGUAAGCUGCUGCGCUGUUUACAUAGGCAGCAUCCUAACCAGGGCCGAUCUUUCCAAAACCUAGUAAGCUGUCUCGCUGUGUGCUGCCUACAUAGGCAGCAUCCUAACCAGGGCCAAUCUUUCCAAAACCUAGUAAGCUGUCUCGCUGUGUCCUGCCUACAUAGGCAGCAUCCUAACCAGGGCCGAUCUUUAGGGGGACAUGUAGUGGUCAAUUUAUUGGGUCUGUUCCAAAACCUAGUAAGCUGCCUCGAUGUGUCCUGCCUACAUAGGCAGCAUCCUAACCAGGGCCAAUCUUUCCAAAACCUAGUAAGCUGCCUCGCUGUGUGCUGCCUACAUAGGCAGCACCCUAACCAAGACCGAUCUUUCCAAAACCUAGUAAGCUGCCUCGCUGUGUGCUGCCUACAUAGGCAGCAUCCUAACCAGGGCCGAUCUUUAGGGGGACAUGUAGUAGUCACUUCA